Molecule: messenger RNA, 363 nt
Organism: Dicrocoelium dendriticum
Lineage: Eukaryota; Metazoa; Platyhelminthes; Trematoda; Plagiorchiida; Dicrocoeliidae
Source: the annotation of a GenBank genome assembly
AUGAACGGGUCUGAUAACACUUGCGGAAUUGCCGGGGGGGUGGGGGGGGGGUGGGGGGGGGGGGGGGUGGGGGGGGGGGGGGGGGGGGUGGGGGGGGUGGGGGGGGUGGGGGAGGGGUGUGGGGGAGGUUGGUGGGGAGCAAUGUGUCAGGGGGGGGGUUGGGUUGGAGGGGGGGGUUGGGUGGGGGCACACGUUAGAGCAUUUUCUCCGAGGGCUGGGGUAUGGGGGGGGGGCAAUGGGGGGGGGGGGGGUUGUGUAGCAGACCCUGUCGGUGGCGCGGGGGCGCGUGGUGUAGCGGGCGGCCGGAGGGAGGGGGGUGGGGUGGGGGGGGUAGUUGGGGGGGGGGGGGGUAGGGGAGGGUAG